This is a messenger RNA of Nestor notabilis (Kea), 698 nucleotides long. RefSeq names its product neurabin-1-like. The annotation marks the transcript as partial. The transcript has 5 exons. Gene Ontology annotation, molecular function: actin filament binding. Gene Ontology annotation, biological process: neuron projection development; calcium-mediated signaling; actin filament organization. Gene Ontology annotation, cellular component: postsynaptic density; cytoplasm; actin cytoskeleton. Lineage: Eukaryota; Metazoa; Chordata; Aves; Psittaciformes; Psittacidae. The record is from RefSeq and is a predicted model, not a curated record.
AUUUCAAUGAAGCAGUGCCAGAAACGGAGAGACUGGACUCCAAAGCUCUGAAGACUAGAGCUCAGCUUUCAGUGAAGAACAAGCGUCAGAGGCCUUCUAGAACAAGGCUGUAUGAUAGCAUCAGUUCAACUGAUGGGGAGGACAGCCUUGAACGAAAGAAUUUCACGUUCAACGAUGAUUUCAGUCCCAGCAGCACAAGUUCAGCCGAUCUGAGUGGUUUAGGAGCAGAACCUAAACCCCCAGGUUUCUCACACUCCUUAGCACUGUCGUCAGAUGAGAGCCUGGAUAUGAUUGAUGAUGAGAUCCUUGAUGAUGGCCAGUCUCCUAAGCACAGUCAGUGUCAGAGUCGUGCUGUUCAGGAGUGGAGCGUGCAGCAGGUGUCCCACUGGUUAAUGAGCCUGAACCUUGAGCAGUAUGUUUCCGAAUUCAGUGCCCAAAACAUUAAUGGGGAGCAUCUCCUCCAGCUGGAUGGGAGUAAGCUCAAGGCUCUUGGUAUGACAUCUUCCCAGGACAGAGCAAUUGUUAAGAAAAAGCUGAAGGAAAUGAAAGCAUCCUUGGAAAAAGCUCGCAAAGCUCAAGAGAAAAUGGAAAAGCAAAGAGAAAAGCUUCGGAAGAGGGAACAAGAGCAACUGCAGAGGAAAUCAAAGAAAACAGACAAGACUUCAUCAGAUGCAACAGAGGGCACUAAUGAGCAGUGA